AUGUUCAACUUCUCGACAAAAUCGCUGAAUAGGAGAGAUACAACUGUAUUGUCCAGACCCCAGAAUCCCGUCUCCAUGAAAUUCUACGUCAGAUACAACAACGACUUGAAAGGCUAUGUUCAUGGAUAUCCUUUCGUUCGGGCAAUAACCUCGUUCAAGCUCCACCUGCUGAAACUUCGCUGCAAGAUUGGGGUUGCAAAGGGUCUUCCGGAAAUGGAGGAGUGGUGCUAUAGUGCUAUUCAUAUACCCUGGCAACAUGAAGACGAUGAGGACAUCGACGAAGAUCCCAUAGCGCAGCAAGAGCGCUUUAAAAAUGACAGGCCGAACUUCUGGCUUUUUUUGAAAGAACAUCAAAACAUCAUGCCAAUCCGUUAUACUCCUUCUCAAAACAAGUUUCAUCUUUUCAUAUACCAGGGGUGUCUCUUUGCUCUUUACCGCCAUUCAUACGAGAAGCAAAACAGUUGGCUCGCAGGUGGAGAAACCUUCACGAUCUACUCAUUCUUUUGGAACAAGAAAGUGCUUUUCACACUUCUAAAGGAAGUUCAACAAGCCUCAAUCCAGCGUCGUGAAAAUAAAAUCACAAUGUAUCGCGGUUCCAAUCAGAAAAAUACAGUCAGUUGGGUUUCGACUGUUUCGAAGCCUCCUCGUCCAUUAUCAACUUUGGCCUUGCCUUUCAAAAUCAAGAAUGACAUGCUAGAAGACAUCGAGGAAUUCCUGAGUCCACGAACAAAAGUCUGGUAUAGGUCUCGUGGCAUUCCAUACCGCCGAGGUUAUCUUCUCUAUGGUCCUCCCGGAACCGGAAAGUCAAGUAUGUGCUUUGCAAUUGCGGGGCACCUUUGGCUUGAUAUCUACACGGUCAGCUUAAACUCCCGAAAGCUUGACGAAGACAUCUUAGACAGCCUCUUCUAA
Messenger RNA from Penicillium soppii, 909 nucleotides. Its product is annotated as ATPase AAA-type core. Gene Ontology annotation, biological process: mitochondrial respiratory chain complex III assembly; protein insertion into mitochondrial inner membrane from matrix. Gene Ontology annotation, molecular function: ATP hydrolysis activity; ATP binding. Gene Ontology annotation, cellular component: mitochondrial inner membrane. Bases 1 to 909 code for a protein of 302 amino acids. The record is from RefSeq and is a predicted model, not a curated record. The transcript has 2 exons. NCBI's taxonomy places the organism in Eukaryota, Fungi, Ascomycota, Eurotiomycetes, Eurotiales, Aspergillaceae.